This is a messenger RNA of Medicago truncatula (barrel medic), 729 nucleotides long. RefSeq names its product protein IDA. Bases 176 to 451 code for a protein of 91 amino acids. The transcript has a single exon. The record is from RefSeq and is a predicted model, not a curated record. Gene Ontology annotation, biological process: floral organ abscission. Lineage: Eukaryota; Viridiplantae; Streptophyta; Magnoliopsida; Fabales; Fabaceae.
AUAUUCAAUAACCUUACAUUUUUCAUUUUUCAUUAUUCCUCCAUGCAACCCACAUAUGAAACCACUUUCUUAGUUUCUUCACAUUGAAUUUUUUUCCUCAAAAAGUAAAAAGAACAAAAACUCCAACAUCUUUCUUAAACCUCUUCCUAUCAAACAUCCUCCUCAUUCCUUCCCUAUGGCUAAUUCUCAAUAUUCUAAAUCCAUGCAUCUCUCAUGUAAAACAUUUUCUCUAACACUUCUCCUUGUUUACUUGCUUUUUGUUGGUUCUUGCACUUCUACAAGGAUGGGAAUUACAACAAUGAAGCUGAAGAUGAAUGAAAACACAGAACAUCUAAGGCGAAAGCAUAACCCGCGUUUGGUUUUCAACUUCUUCCCGAAAGGAAUGCGAAUACCACCUUCAGGUCCUUCAAUGAGGCAUAAUUCAGAGGUGGAUUCAACACCUAAGAAUUAAGUUGAAUAAGAUGUCAUCUUUUUGCAUGAUUAAUUUAGUUUCUUCAUUUUUUUUCAUCCUUUUCUUCAAUUUUUGGGUUUUCAAUGUUUGGAAUUUGAUACCAAGCUAAGGAGAUUUAGAUCCUUUAAAUCUCCAGAAAGGGUCUGAAUUUUUUUGGCUCUAUGAUUCUAAAUUAUAUUGUACAUAAAAGCAUAUAUUAAUAAUAUAUUUACUGCAUUUUUCUGAAUGAAAGGCUGUUGUCAUCUUAUUAUCUAUGAAUCUAAGAUCAGUUUGUCCAA